Lates calcarifer (barramundi perch) is the source of this 2250-nucleotide messenger RNA. RefSeq names its product integrin, beta-like 1 (gene itgbl1). NCBI's taxonomy places the organism in Eukaryota, Metazoa, Chordata, Actinopteri, Centropomidae. The coding region runs from base 206 to 1666 and encodes 486 amino acids. Gene Ontology annotation, cellular component: integrin complex; focal adhesion; cell surface. The transcript is spliced from 11 exons. Gene Ontology annotation, biological process: integrin-mediated signaling pathway; cell-matrix adhesion; cell adhesion mediated by integrin. Gene Ontology annotation, molecular function: integrin binding. The record is from RefSeq and is a predicted model, not a curated record.
UCAAGACUAAUCAAAGGCACUUGUAUGGAGAGGACUGUUGGCCUCUGGAGGGAUUGAGCCAGUUCAGGCCAGCCUGCUGCUCUUUCUCUCCUUCUCUCCUUUUCUUUUUCCUCUCACUCUCUCUUCCUGUCUUGUCUGUUUAAGGAGAGAAAGAUUGGGAAAUUCCUUCAAGCUACUUUACUUCAGGUUUCUGUGGGAUUUAAACAUGCACACUGAGGUUUUGGGACAGUCCAUGUUAGUGCCGUUGUUUCUGAUUCUGCUCUCUGCCGUGGAGGAAACUUUGUUACAAUCGGUGAGCCAGGUGGGUGGUGUGUGUAAACUGUCCACAGAGUCAUCCCUGCGCCGAUGCCGGACACCCGAUGGCAAGGUCUGCAGUGGGAGGGGCAAAUGCGACUGCGGCAUCUGCAUCUGCGAGGCCACUGAUCCAGGGAAGUUCUAUGGGCCUCGCUGCGAGUGCCAUGACUGGGUCUGUGCUGCACAUAACGGGAAAACUUGCAAUGACCGCGGCUACUGUGACUGUGGGAUGUGUGAGUGUGACGAAGGCUGGUUCGGAGAUGCCUGCCAGUUCCAGGAAGAGUGUAACCUACCAAGCAAGAAGAGCAAAGCGCUCUGCAAAAACCCACAGGGGGUGGUUUGCUCCAACAGAGGCACCUGCCACUGUGGUAGCUGCAUGUGUGACAAUGAAGAGAACAGGGGUCUGGUGACAGGACGUUUCUGUGAGUGUGACGACAACGAGUGUCUGGAUGAGGACACCGGAGAGGUGUGUGGAGGCCAUGGCCAGUGUUACUGUGGAAACUGUUACUGUGCUGCCGGUUGGCAUGGAGACAAAUGUGAAUUCCAAUGUGAUAUCAGCCCAUGGGAAAGCAAGCGGAGAUGCACAUCUCCAGAUGGCAAAAUCUGCAGCAACAGAGGGACCUGUGUGUGUGGGGAGUGUAACUGUUAUGAUGUAGAUCCCUCUGGAGACUGGGGAGAUAUUCAUGGAGACACCUGUGAGUGUGAUGAGAGGAACUGUCAUGCAACCUAUGACCGAUACACAGAUGACUUCUGCUCAGGUCAUGGCCAGUGUAAUUGUGGCAGGUGUGACUGCAAGGAGGGAUGGGCAGGGAAGAAGUGUGAGCAUCCUCUCUCCUGCUCCCUGUCUCUGGAGAGCAGUCUGAAGAAGUGUCGAGGAACGUCCAAUUUGCCCUGCUUCGGACGAGGUCAGUGCCUGUGUGGACAGUGUACUUGCCACCCACCUGGGGACAGUCGUGUUCAUGGUAAAAACUGUGAGUGUGACGACCGUCAGUGCGAGGACAUCAGUGGAGAGGUCUGUGGAGGUCACGGUUACUGUUCAUGUGGACGGUGCAUCUGUGAGGAGGGCUGGUUCGGGAAGCGCUGCCAGUUCCCCAGGUCUUGUGAGAUGAGCGACACCCAGAGCAAGGAGCUUUGUGAGACCUCAGAUGGAGUCCUGUGCAGUGGAAAAGGUUCCUGUCACUGUGGCCAGUGUAUCUGCUCUCCCCAAGACUGGUGGGUGUCUGGAGAGCUCUGCGAGUGUGACGACCGGGAGUGUGACAAACACGAUGGCCUCAUCUGCACAGGGAACGGGUUGUGCAAUUGUGGCAACUGUGAGUGCUGGGAAGGCUGGACAGGGAACGCUUGUGAAAUCUGGGUGGGAGCAGAGUACUGAGGAGAACAGGACACCGGGGGUUAGAGACAAGAGGCCUGGCUGCCGGGAGCGACCAGGAGCACCACCGAUGGCCACGACCAGGCUGGUAAAACAACCACAGCCUGGAAACCACAGGAGGAGGGAGAAGACAUACAUAAACAUGGAUGUAAUUCUGCAUAUCACUAACAGCAUUCAUUCUUUUAUUGUACUGGUUACAAAUGAUCCUUAUUAAAACUGGAUUUUGUAGGUGAAGAGAAACAACCAUAUUUUUCUGUUUAAAACAUAUUACAAUGUAAACAUUUACGUUUCCAAAACAGCUUUAUGUAUGAUUUUUUGUUGUUGUUGUUGUUGUUGUACAUGCAUAGGAACACUUACAUAUCCCGGAUGGCUGACAUUUUAGGAUGUGGGUACAUGACAAAUCCAUAUGUUGGAAAGAAAAGCACAUGUUCUUUAAGGUGACAUUUUUGGAAUAUGUGGGAUACUGCAGGGUAUAAUGUAGGUCUGGUGCACAGUGAAGUGUUAUUCCGCAGUUCACUUGAAAGUUCAAGGCAGAGGUUACUGUUUGAGGUUUUUAUUUCUUUUUAAUAAUAAAACAUUAAAUGUGC